GGUGUACUGGGAAGCGGACAAGUUCGAGCUGCCAACGCCGGGGCCGCCGGGGCCAUGGACGGCCUGCGACAGAGGUUCGAGCGCUUUCUGCAACACAGGAAUCUAGCCACCGAAACACUCGGAUGGCUCGAAGCCUGGACCGGUGUCGAGAAGCGUUAUCUGGCCGUGGGAGCCGUCACUCUGCUAAGCUUAUACCUUCUAUUCGGCUACGGGGCCUCUCUUCUGUGCAAUCUAAUCGGAUUUGUAUACCCCGCAUAUGCUUCAAUCAAGGCUAUCGAAAGCCCAAGCAAAGAAGACGACACUGUGUGGCUCACAUACUGGGUGGUGUACGCUCUGUUCGGUCUGGCCGAGUUCUUCAGCGAUCUACUCCUGUUCUGGUUCCCUUUCUACUACGCGGGCAAGUGCGCCUUCCUGUUGUUCUGCAUGAGUCCGGGGCAGUGGAACGGAGCCCUAAUACUAUAUCACCGCGUCGUUCGACCACUCUUCCUAAAGCAUCACGCAGCCGUGGACCGCGCCCUGAGCCAUCUCAGCAGCAAAGCUCUGGACGCAGCAGCAGGAGUAACCAGGGACGCAGCCCCUAGAGGGGGCCUCUAA
Molecule: messenger RNA, 594 nt
Organism: Dipodomys ordii (Ord's kangaroo rat)
Lineage: Eukaryota; Metazoa; Chordata; Mammalia; Rodentia; Heteromyidae
Gene: Reep6
Product: receptor accessory protein 6
Exons: 5
Coding region: 55-594 (179 amino acids)
Source: RefSeq, a predicted model, not a curated record